Molecule: messenger RNA, 765 nt
Organism: Onychomys torridus (southern grasshopper mouse)
Lineage: Eukaryota; Metazoa; Chordata; Mammalia; Rodentia; Cricetidae
Gene: Crabp1
Product: cellular retinoic acid binding protein 1
Exons: 4
Coding region: 144-557 (137 amino acids)
Biological process (GO): fatty acid transport
Cellular component (GO): nucleus; cytosol
Molecular function (GO): fatty acid binding
Source: RefSeq, a predicted model, not a curated record
GGCGGGCGUGGGGGGCGCUACCCUGGUGACUCCAGGCGCGUGCGGCUGGGCGCAGAACGCCAGUCUCUCCCUGAAGCGCCGCCGUGUGUUACCGCUCCGCAGCAGAGGUCGGUGCCUGCCGCUGCCUUCGCGCCGCCGCCACCAUGCCCAACUUCGCCGGUACCUGGAAGAUGCGCAGCAGCGAGAAUUUCGACGAGCUCCUCAAGGCGCUGGGUGUGAACGCCAUGCUGAGGAAGGUGGCCGUGGCGGCUGCGUCCAAGCCGCACGUGGAGAUCCGCCAGGACGGGGAUCAGUUCUAUAUCAAGACGUCCACCACCGUGCGCACCACGGAGAUCAACUUCAAGGUCGGAGAGGGCUUCGAGGAGGAGACAGUGGACGGACGCAAGUGCAGGAGUUUACCCACUUGGGAGAAUGAGAACAAGAUUCACUGCACACAAACCCUUCUGGAGGGGGAUGGCCCCAAAACCUACUGGACCCGAGAGCUGGCCAACGAUGAGCUGAUCCUGACAUUUGGCGCCGAUGAUGUGGUGUGCACAAGAAUUUAUGUCCGGGAGUAAAGGUGGCCGACUUGUUCCUGCUUCUAUGACAGGAUGCAAGUUCCCCCUGAGGAGUACGACAUCGGCCUGCACAGCCAGCGGGUCUUUCCUCCUACACACUCUCCCCAUUUCCCUAUGACAGUGCUGUAGCGCCCUUCCCUCGGCCCCUGUUCCCUGUGCAUCCCUGGUUUGGCAUUUGCAUGGUUGUGCCGGUCAUUAAACUGGUUGG